Molecule: messenger RNA, 1131 nt
Organism: Desarmillaria tabescens
Lineage: Eukaryota; Fungi; Basidiomycota; Agaricomycetes; Agaricales; Physalacriaceae
Product: cytochrome P450
Exons: 7
Coding region: 242-1075 (277 amino acids)
Molecular function (GO): iron ion binding; heme binding; oxidoreductase activity, acting on paired donors, with incorporation or reduction of molecular oxygen
Source: RefSeq, a predicted model, not a curated record
GUCGGAGCAAACUUCAGCCCAAUUUUCUCUAGUCCGUUAUCAAAGUGGAGCUGCACUUGAAUGUGAGCCCAGUUAAGAACGAAUAGUUUGUCUUAUCAUGCCAACCAUGCCAUCGAAUCGGCUUAGCUCUCACUACUUGCCGACCUUCAUUCAAUUAGCGCUUGACUGUAGGAGCGUCUUAAAAACUGGGAAUGCAAGUAUCGCUUGACCCUAACUUGAAGAGCCCCAAUUCUUUCUUCUCAUGGCCGCAUUAUUCAUUACAGUCGCCUCGUUCCUCAUAGCCUCGCUUCUUCGUUGGUGGCUUAAACGACCUUCAGUCAAGCACGUCAAGGGACCACCAUCGCCCUCUUUCUGGCUAGGCCAUGAACGCAUGCUCCGCGAUCAGGGUAACGCAGGCGAUCUCGAAACGAAAUGGCGCCGGGAAUAUGGGAACCUCUAUCGCAUUGAGGGCUGUUUUGGUCAAGACAUUCUGGUUGUGUGUGAUCCCAAGGCACUCGAGCAUAUUUUCCACCCUUCGAAUCCCUAUCCCAAAUCGCAAGACAAUAAGUUCAUCCAGGGUCUUGUCACUGGAAAGGGGCUUCUCAGCGUUGACGAUGAAAUCCACCGCCGCCAACGCAAGAUUCUAAAUCCCGCCUUCUCCCCUGCACUCCUUCGGAGUUCCCAAGUCAUCUUUCAACAGUGCAGUGACAAGCUUGUCGACGGUAUUAAAGGAUCUCUGACACGUACGGAGGAAACCCUCAAUAUUCAUGAUUGGACAAGUAAGGCCACCCUGGAUAUAAUCGGACUAGCCACCUUCCGGUACAAUUUUGGUUCGCUCGAUGGUCAUAACAAUGAGCUAGGACAAGCGAUAAAACAUCUCUUUACGGCCUCACAGUCCAAUUCAACGGCACUAGAACAUCUUCUCGUAGCCUUGAUACGAAUGGUUCCGGAUUCGGUGCUAGGAUUCCUACGGCUGAUCUCGACCCGAGAGAUUCGCCAAUUCAUCAGUGUCGGAAACGUAGCAAAGAAAACCGCUCAAGAAGUCAUGGCUAGCCUUGAUGAGGUCCCGGCUAUCUGUGGAUUCCUUGGACUAUAACCUAAUAUCAUGCCUGUACAUCUAUGUACAUUAGUGUACACCCAUGUAAAUUGAUG